Messenger RNA from Dipodomys ordii (Ord's kangaroo rat), 1543 nucleotides. It is a transcript of the gene Zcwpw2, whose product is annotated as zinc finger, CW type with PWWP domain 2. NCBI's taxonomy places the organism in Eukaryota, Metazoa, Chordata, Mammalia, Rodentia, Heteromyidae. Gene Ontology annotation, cellular component: nucleus. Bases 127 to 1146 code for a protein of 339 amino acids. Gene Ontology annotation, molecular function: zinc ion binding. The transcript has 9 exons. The record is from RefSeq and is a predicted model, not a curated record.
GCUAAGGUAGCUUCUGAGAAGUUGGAAGACCAUAAACCAGAGCUUCUACCCAAUUCUGUCCAAGUGGGAUUAAAUGAAAUUAUUAAAAAUUGGACAACAAAUACAUGAAUAUAUUGUAACUGUGAAAUGGAGUCCCCAGGGGCAAAUAAUAUGUUUAUAAACAAAAUAUGGGUUCAAUGUGAGAAUGAAAGUUGUUUGAAGUGGAGAUUGUUGUCAAAUGAGGAUGCAAUCAAAGUUAAUCAAAAUGAACCAUGGUACUGCUACAUGAACAAUGAUUCAAGAUACAAUAAGUGCUCAAUUUCUGAAGAAGACUUUCCUGAAGAGUCUGAACUUCAUAAAAAUGGAUAUAAAAUUGUCUAUUCACAGCUCCCUCUGGGCAGCCUGGUUUUGGUAAAAUUACAGAACUGGCCAAGUUGGCCAGGGGUACUUUGCCCUGAUCCUCUUCAAGAAAAUUAUGUAAACUAUGACUUGGAUGGAAACGUUGAACAAUAUCACAUUGAAUUCCUGGGAGAUCCCCAUUCAAAAUCAUGGAUAAAUGCAAGAUUUGUUGAACAUUAUAGUAUCGCAUCAAAGCCAGGAAAAUGUAUAAGUAAAAAGAGGUGGCAUAAAAGUGCACUAGAAGAAGCCCACCUACUCUAUGGAUAUUCUUAUGAGCAAAGGCUAGAAACAUGCUACCUAUCAAAACACGAUAAAUCCAAAGCGGAUAGCAAAGUUUCUAUGAUGGCCAAGAAAAGGAUACAUGUUUCCAAAAGUAAUAUUAAAAAGAAAAAGCCCAAAUUUAGAAAAAAUAAAAGGGAAGCCAUUUUAAAGUGCUCCAUUGAAAAAGUUUGCUCUGAUGAUGCCUUAUCAAAGGAAAACAUGGUUGUCACUGAAACAGAAAUUUUACUGAAAGAGCUGGAAAAAAUGUUACAACAAGCACUUGAGCCCACAUCAAUGCCUGAUGGAUCUAAGGGAGAACAAGAAGAAAUCAAUACAGGAGACAAGUUAUCUGAAUGCAGUCUUGAAGCUCUGGAAAGCAGUUCAUGUCAGAUCCACCAGGAAGAUGACUGUGUUGUAAUUGAUGGAAUAAAAUUAAAAGCUGGAGAAUGUAUUGAGAAGAUAACUAACAAGUUUAAGGAAAUAGAUGCCUUAAUGUCUGAGUUUUAGAACAUACAUAUUUUCAAAAGCUAAUACAACAAUACUGGCAUCUUUAUCUUUUGUCAAAGUCAGAAACUUCAAAAGCUUUAGUAAUAUAUGUUUACAGCAGGUUGAUAUUUGUAAUCACUUUCUACUUGAUAUUUUGAGAAUGCUCAGGGUUUGGGGAACCAAUCAAUUAGUAUCUAAGUUAAGGUUAGAAUUUAUUUCACGAACCUUGGAUUAUUUUGUCUUAAUUUUAAAAUGAUUUGUGAACCUUAUCUCCUAAAUAUGUGAUUUACAAUAAAUAUUUAAGCCUUUUAUUCAAAUGUGACUAAAAUAAAAUGGCUGCACAUGCUAUUACAAUUCUUAGAGAUCAUUAAAUCGAAUACAUUUAGAGAACAUUUGUUUGUAGUAGAAUUGAACACAA